Molecule: messenger RNA, 4996 nt
Organism: Labrus bergylta (ballan wrasse)
Lineage: Eukaryota; Metazoa; Chordata; Actinopteri; Labriformes; Labridae
Gene: dennd3a
Product: DENN/MADD domain containing 3a
Biological process (GO): regulation of Rab protein signal transduction
Cellular component (GO): cytoplasmic vesicle
Molecular function (GO): protein binding
Source: RefSeq, a predicted model, not a curated record
CGUGUCCGUAACUGUUGAAUCACAGCUCACUCUGAGGAGGUGUUGAAGCCACUGCUCAGACUGCUGGAUCGUUUUCACGGUUUAACAGAUUCAUACGAGGAAACCUGAGCAAAGUAACGCUUCUUCUGUGUGAAUGUAACGUGUGCCAGAGGAAAUGGUCGAAAAAAUCUAAGCUUAUGUGAUGGCAGAGCUACCAUCCGGACUGCUGGAGGCGUGUGUGGUAGUUGGAGCCUCCAGUGAUAAGCUUCGAGACAUAUACCAGCUUCAUCAGCAGAGUAAGUUAGACGAGUUCCCCGUGCUGGAAGCUGAGGUACUGCAGGUCCAUGCCCCGCCCUUUGUUUCCAAGGAGACUAACUCGAGCCAGGCGAUUGCGCCGGCCUUCAGUCGUGUCCAGAGGAGGAGGAGUUUUAUAAAGAAGAAGAGGCGAGAUCGUGCUGCAGAGGUUCUAUCUAAUGGAGAGUCAACCAAUCGUACUGAAGUGUCCUCAGUUACAGAAGACAUCAGUGUUCCAAAGGAUCUGGACCUCAUUGCCUUGCCGCAGCUCUGUUUCCCUGGUGGUCUCCAGUUGGCCAAUGAGCAGAAAGAAGACAGUUAUCACUUCCUGGUUUUCACUGACCUAUUUGGGAACCGAACCCAUGGAGUUGUUGUGCACUACUACAGAGCAGUACAGUCCUGUCUGGAAGGCUCCAUCCAGAAUGGACACAGGUGGAAUUCAUCAAAGUCUCGUCUUUAUACACCCUUUGCUUUGUGUGUGAUCUCCAAGUUCCCGUACUACAACGCUCUGAGAGACUGCUUGUCAUGUCUCCUGGUCCAGCUGCGUCCUGCAAGACAAGCUGACUUUGAGGAGACCAUCAAAGAAUUUUCAGCCAAGCUUUCGCUGGUCCCUCUACCACCUCCUGGACAGCUACAUGUGUCAUUUACUCUCCGUCCUCUCCAAGUGGUUCUUCCAUCGAGGGAGGAUCAGGACAGCCCUGUUAUCGACAUUGACCUGCAUUUACCAUUUCUCCGUUUCAGCCAUACAACACUACUCCAGGUGCUGUCAUGCCUCCUUCAGGAGCAGAGGCUGGUUUUAUUUUCCGCUGACUGGGCCAGACUCACUCUGGUGGCAGAGAGUUUGCUGCUGUACCUGCAGCCUCUGUCCUGGCAGCAGCCCUAUGUUCCCGUCCUGGCUCAAGGAAUGCUCGACUUUCUCAUGGCUCCUACAGCCUUCCUCAUGGGCUGUCACGCCAGUCAUUUCGAGGAGGUGGCUGCAGAGACAGAAGAGCUAAUCCUGGUGAACAUUGAUGAUGGCAUCAUUCAAUUGUCGUGGUCUGAAACCAUGGAUCUACCAUCUAUUCCUCUGGCAGCAGCUGAGAGCUUUACGUCAAGGGCAGAGUGUCUUCAGCUUCACUAUGACUUAGAGCUGUGUCACCUCGGAGCAGGCACAGAUGCCAAUGCCCUGCGAUCCCAACGCAGAGACUGGCAGGCACGCCUCAACAAACAAAUACAGAACAUCACCCUGGAACUAGUGGUCAACAUAUUCAGGGGUGUUCAGGACUUUCUAAACCAUGAACACAGAGUUUUUAACAGUGAGGAGUUUCUGAGGACCAGGGAGCCAGCAGACCAGUCCUUUUACAAGAAGGUAUUAGACACUCAUAUCUUCCACUCAUUCCUGCGAGACAGGCUGAACAGGAAACGGGACACCUUCAGCUGCAUGGAGCAAAACACAAGAAACCAUGCACACAGGAAUCGAGUGAUGACAGAGUCUCCUCGGCGUCCUCCCAUGUCUGAGCUAUCCAGGACUGGUUACAGCAGCUACACCAGUCCUGAUAACAGACUGAGCAAGCGGCUGGGAGCCAGCCUACCUAACCUGGAACAACCUGCCAAUGACACUUUACCUACCAUCAGGUCCAACAGACCAGCCUCCCUCAGGAAAAUGACUCCCGAUUCUGGCUUAAAGUUUCCUCAGAAGGCUGCGAAGGUUUUCCGCCUCCCAGAGUUCCCCCCUCCGCUGGCCUAUCAUUACGUCCAGAACUACUAUUCCGAAAUGGUUGCUUCCCUGGGGAAGUCUAUUAAUGCGACACCACCAGACGAGUCUGCUCUGCUGGCCAGGUAUCACUACCUGCGUGGUUUGGUGAACACGGUGUCUAACAGGCGCCUGGAUGCACUGGAGGACUUCCAGAGUCUUUAUAAGACUGACUCAGAGAUCUUCCCCUCCCAGAUGGUGAAGUCAUUGGUUGACUCUCUGCCAGAGGCUGAACGGUUACAGGCGGACAGACGGCAGGAAAUUAAACGUCUUAUCAGUCGGGUCAAGUGGGACCAGGAGCGGGAACGUGCGUGCCAUGGCAACGGGCAGGAGGAAGGUGCAGUGAAGCGCUUCCAGCUGCCGAAAAAGUACAUGCACCUGGAGGAGUUUGUGAAAUGUGUCCAGGAGUCCGGCAUAGUAAAAGAUCAAGGAACCAUACACAGACUCUUUGAUGCCCUCACAGUUGGUCAUCAGAAGCAGGUUGGUCCAGAUUUGUUUCGAGUGUUUUACACCAUCUGGAAGGAGACUGAGGCCGAGGCUCAGGAGGUGUGCUUGCCUGCGUCUGUCUUGGAGCACAUUGAGCCCAGCGAGUGCGUCUUCAAGCUGUCCUCCUCUGUGAAGACGAGCCGCGGCGUGGGGAAGAUCGCCAUGACUCAACGACGGCUUUUCCUGCUAACCGAUGGACGCCCGGGAUAUGUGGAGGUGGCACAAUAUCGCGAUUUAGAGGAGGUGAAAAUGUCCUCCGCUCCCUUCCUGCUGCUGCGAAUCCCCAGCCUGAAGCUGCGAGUGUGGGGAAGAAAGGAGACGUUUGAGGCCAAUUUGAAAACGGAGACUGAGCUAUGGAACCUGAUGGUCAAAGAGAUGUGGGCCGGGCGCAACAUGGCAGACCAACACAAGGACCCCCAGUACAUGCAGCAGGCUCUGACCAAUGCCUUGUUAAUGGACGCAGUGGUUGGCAGCCUCCAGAACAGUAAAGCCAUCUAUGCUGCUUCCAAGUUAGCUCACUUUGACCGCAUCAAGAUGGAAGUGCCCAUGAUGGUUCCCAAGACUACCGCAGACACACUUAAGCACAAAAUUAACCCUUCGCUGGAACUGGCUACACCUCAGGCUGUAGAUGUACUUCUAUACACACCAGGUCAGUUAUGGGUGUCUGUGAGCGGGGGGAAGGUGAUGGUGUUUGAUGCCUCCAGCUGGUCCCUCACACACACCUGUCAAGUUGGGAAUGCAAGACUGAACUGCAUGCUGGGUGUUGAUAAGGACCAGGUCUGGAUGGGAUCAGAGGACUCAGUGAUCUACAUCAUCAGCAUGGUGGCCGUGGUCUGUAACAGACAGCUGACCGAACACAGGGCGGAGGUCACCGGACUGGCACUAGACACAGACAAAUACAGCCAGAAGGUGGCGUACUCCUGCAGCGCAGAGGGAAGCGUCAUGGUGUGGGACAUCUCAACACUACAGGUAAAGAGGCAGUUCCGCCUCUCCUGCGACCGCCUGCAGUCUGUGUCCACCUGUAACGGAACGCUGUGGUGCUGCUCUAGGGAAAAUAUCAUGGAAGUGUGGAGAAACGGUUCAGUGAAACAACGUCUGAAUUUACCAGAGCAACAAAAAGGAUCCGCAGCUACGUUCAGUUCUAUUCUGCUGUUACCGGAGAGAGAGGAGCUGUGGAGUGUUUGUGUGGACUCAGGAGAAGUGUGCGUGUGGCACAUUAAGGACACUACAAAACCAUUUCACCGGGUGUCUCUGCAGGACUGCAGCGGGUGUUACUGCAUGAUCAAAGUUAAAAACCAGGUGUGGGUUGGUGGUGUUGGCCGCAGUUCUACCAAAGGGAAGGUUUACAUCCUGGACACAGAGCGCCAUCAGGUUCUGAAGGAGCUUCAUGGCCACAACGACAAGGUGAAGUCGCUCUGCUCUGCUGAGGAUCGGUACGUGCUCAGCGGAGCUGGCAAACACGAUGGAAAGAUCGCCAUCUGGAAGGUGGAGUAGUGCAGUUGACUGGAAGUGAGACAUUUUUUUUUUUUUUUUAAAGUUGGAUUGUUCGAACACAAUGAAGCUACUCUAAAUCUUCACCUGAACUGGAAAAAAAAACCUGAGGCUGAGAUCUGGGGAACGAAGAGAGAAUUUGUUUUUUAAUGGAGCAAGAAGAGAUGGAUGAAAAUCAAAACCUCUACUUGUUUUUUCAGUCUCGGCGAUAUGAAGGAAUCACAAGUCAGUCGUGUGGAGCGACACGUUUACAUAGAGCGUCACCGUCUGAGCAGCCUCUCCCUCUGACUGUUAAGUUGUAUUUAAUAAGACGAAUAUGUCUCAAUUGUUUGCAGACAAAAACCUAACAGCACUAACACAUUUUUUUUAAAGUUCUAUGAAGGACAAAUGAAGACUGAAAGAAAGGCGCACGUUUUGCUUAAUGUUUCUUUAAUCCAAAGUUCCAUGCUUCACUGAAGGUUUAUGUUUUUUCUCGUAUUUUUAUACCGUGCAGUAUUUAAUGCCUAACCCUGUUUAUGAGGUUUGAUCACACUAGUAUUAUGUGGAAACAUUUUGUGACUGAGCCUUGCCUCCAGCUGUGAGUCUGAUGUGAGCUCCUGCAGCUCAAAGGAGUCAAACUACCCUGAAAACAAAAACUGCUGUGAUUUCAGCUGCAUUGUGGGAAAGGCACUGAAAUUAUUUGGAUGGGAGUUAUGCAAUAUUGGACAAUGUACAGUUGACAUGAAACAUAAUGGAAACUGAAAGACUCAAACAUGUUUAAGAGCAUCUCAAAAGGAACAAGUUAUGUCCUGAAAGUGGAAACUGAUAGAAACACCGAAAAUAGCCAUUUCACAGUGAACUGCUCGUGUUGUACCUCAUAACUUUACUUCAAAGUUUCUACAGUUGUCUCUUUGUUCCUACAGCAUUUCUUUCAUCUGUUUUCUGGUUUAUAACACAGUAUAUUAAAAUGUUUUCCUGUUCUGGGGGCUGGAGCCGAUCCCAGCUGUCAUUGGGCAAGAGGCGGGGGUACAUCCU